Saitoella complicata NRRL Y-17804 is the source of this 558-nucleotide messenger RNA. RefSeq lists its product as uncharacterized. The record is from RefSeq and is a predicted model, not a curated record. The transcript has 2 exons. Gene Ontology annotation, biological process: intra-Golgi vesicle-mediated transport. The coding region runs from base 1 to 558 and encodes 185 amino acids. Gene Ontology annotation, cellular component: COG complex. Lineage: Eukaryota; Fungi; Ascomycota; Saitoellomycetes; Saitoellales; Saitoellaceae.
AUGACCCCCCUCCCCCUCCACCUCCGCCUCAAAACGCAAUACUCUGACUUCACUCCUCUAACAGCUCCAGACUUUGCUCCAUCAAACCACGCAAACUCACUGAUCUUGGCAACACACGAUGCAUCAGACACCACCAUCGAUCUCUCCGUACCCCUCAAGAAGGCCGAGUUUAUGAUCGAGGAAGUUGAGAGCAUGCUUCGCGACCAGGUCGACACGCACUACUCCGAACUCAUCGACGGCGCACGCGCCAAUGCCUCACUUCUAGCUCCCGCAAAAUCGCUCUCUACACCCCUCGAAACACUUCAAUCAACACAUACCCGUCUCCGCGAUCGCGUCCAUGCCUCAUACGACAAAGCUGCGCCGCUCCUCGACGAAACGAGACGGUUACAAGAAAUCGUCGUCGCGAUGCGGGUCCUCGUGAGGUAUCUCUACCUCGCACGACGAAUCGAGGGAGUAAAAGUCGGGGAGAGUGGAGUCGAGGGCGACAGUGGGGUACAAGUCGCAAUGACCGUAUCCGAACUGAGUACGUCGGCCCCCACACCCCAAACAACCACAUGA